Molecule: messenger RNA, 2304 nt
Organism: Tigriopus californicus
Lineage: Eukaryota; Metazoa; Arthropoda; Copepoda; Harpacticoida; Harpacticidae
Exons: 12
Coding region: 126-2276 (716 amino acids)
Molecular function (GO): dipeptidyl-peptidase activity
Source: RefSeq, a predicted model, not a curated record
ACACAGUUUCCUUAUUAACUCAAACUUGAGCUACCUAUGUGGUAAACUUGGUUUGGCCAGUGUGGGUCCUAAGGAAUUUGAUAUUUCUCCAGAUUGGACCAAGAUAAAACCAAAAUACCCCAAACAUGUAUUCGAGAUCAGAACUAAGUGGCCGUGGUUUUGGACCCAAUGGGGUCAGUGUGAUUGUUCACCAUGAAUUAGUUCUCAAAGACGGAACCACAUUGGCACUCAAGGCCUGGUUCCCUAUUUUGGAUCGUCCUGGUGGGCCAACUUUUGAACAUGAUCCAAUUGAAGUGUAUUGUGAACCAGAUUGGAAAAAAGAGUGCCGUCAAAUCAAGGCGUUUCCAACAGUUUUGGAAUACAUUCCAUAUGGCAAAAGUAGUUAUACCAUUCAGCGUGACCACAUGCGACACCCUUGGUUAGCCAGUCAUGGGUACGUGGUGAUUCGGGCAGAUAUGAGAGGCUCUGGUGACUCCACAGGCCUCUAUUUUGAUGAGUAUUUGUCCCAAGAGCAACAAGACGCUUGUGAGCUAAUAGAUUGGAUUGUGGAACAAGAAUGGUCCAAUGGUAAAGUGGGCAUGUACGGGAAGUCUUGGGGUGGUUUCAAUGGUUUGCAAGUGGCCCACAACCAGCCUUCUGGCAUUAAGGCCGUUAUUUCCUUGUACUCGACCGAUAAUCGGUUCACGGACGACAUCCAUUACAAAGGAGGAUGUGUGAUUGGAAAUGGGAUGCUCUCUUGGGCUGCUGUUAUGUUCACAUGGAAUUGCCGACCCCCACAUCCAAAAUUCUGUAAUGAUUGGAAGUCCCAGUGGAAAACCAAGAUGGAAUUGGCGUCAAGUUCUUGGAUAGAGCAAUGGCUCAGUCACCAGGUACAAGAUUCUUAUUGGAAACACGGCUCCAUUGAUCAAGACUACUCCAGGAUACAGAUACCGGUUCUCGCCAUUGGAGGCUGGCAUGACGGUUACACCAACGCUGUCUUCCGGAUGGUUGAUCAAGUACCCAAUUGUCGGGCCAUCAUUGGUCCUUGGUCUCAUGAUUGGCCCGAUGUGGCUUUGCCUGGACCUCAGGUUGGGCUCAUGAUGGAAUGCCUCGAGUUUUGGAACCACCAUUUGAAGGGCGAAAAAAUUAAGAGGCAGGAUGAAGUAAAAAAAAUGAUUUGGUACCAAUGCCAAGGCGAUCUUCCACCUGGGCCUAGCGUGGAAUCAUGGCCUGGAAAAUGGCGACAGGCUAACAAUACUCGUCCAGUCGAUGUCGUAACAUUUCAAUGUGGCGAAAAUGGGGAGCUUUUUAAAAGGACCAGUUCCGAAGAAAACCCUCGUUUUUGUUUCUCAAAGAGGCGGCUGUCCUUCAAUGGAUCAAGUGGCCUUUGGUGUGGGGAAUGGCUUUCGUUUGGCGCACCCGAUUUAGCAGGAAAUCAAUCUUUCGCUAAUGCUAGGGACGCAACGUGGACCACGAAACAUUUGGACCGUCAGCUACCCAUGUUUGGGUUCCCUAAGGUCCAUAUUGAAGGCUACGUGUCCAAAGGCUUUAAGGGUUGUCUGGUGGCCCGUCUUUGUGAUGUGUUUCCGGAUGGUAAAUCUCGACUAUUAUCGUAUGGCGUAAAAAAUCUGACCCAUCUUAUUCACGAAGACCAAACGUUUUCCAUCGAGAUUCAGUUGGACGCCAUCGGAUACACCGUCAAUCCUGGUCAUUCGCUGUCAAUUUCGUUCUCGACAGGAUUCUGGCCAACGAUUUGGCCUAUUCCAUCUUCGCCGAAAGGUCAAGAUUGGGUCGUUUGGAUGCAAAGUGCUGAUUUGAGGCUUCCUAUUGUGGAGGAAAGCACGUGGAACAAGGAAGAGGAACCUCCUCUCUAUAAGUUGGUUCCAAAGUUACCCUGUUAUGGACCGAGCUUGGAACGGAGGACUUUACGACCUGCUAAUUUUGAACGGACCCUCUCCAUGGGACUAUCAAACCCUAGGAAUACCCUUCAAAUGAGCAACGACGAAGGUUCGUUCUUGUUCCCUACCCAUGACAUGGUGGUGGGCGAAAAUGAGGAAUGUACCUAUUCCAUGGAUGGAGAUAAUGCCAAUACGGCUAAAGCCGUGGUUCGCCAUGAAUACGAAUGCGUCUACCAUGUGUCCACAGCCGAUUGCCAAAAGGUCUUUAUCACAACGAAGUGUUCCAUGAGGGGGAACGCGACUCACUUUUUCAUUGAAAGUAAACUUCAUGUCCAACUCAACGGCCAAACGUUCUUCGAACGAGUGUAUCAUCACCAAAUCGAAAGGCAAUGUGUAUGAUCCGUUGGGAAAUACUCACGUCUUUGUC